Photinus pyralis (common eastern firefly) is the source of this 674-nucleotide messenger RNA. It is a transcript of the gene RpS24, whose product is annotated as 40S ribosomal protein S24. The record is from RefSeq and is a predicted model, not a curated record. The coding region runs from base 137 to 550 and encodes 137 amino acids. Gene Ontology annotation, molecular function: structural constituent of ribosome. Lineage: Eukaryota; Metazoa; Arthropoda; Insecta; Coleoptera; Lampyridae. Gene Ontology annotation, cellular component: ribosome. The transcript has 5 exons. Gene Ontology annotation, biological process: translation.
CGGCAACGGAGAGUGUAUGGAGUUACAGAUCGAGUACUUUCUUUUGGGUGAAUAGCCACGGCCUACCUUCUCACGGUUGCGAACUUCACAGUGCUGUUUCUUUUAUGCCAUUUGAUUGUAUCACAAAAUUUCAAAAAUGGCAGAAGGUUCUACGGCUACAAUCCGUACCAGGAAGUUUAUGACAAAUAGACUAUUAGCACGUAAGCAGUUAGUGGUGGACGUUUUACACCCCGGCCAGCCGUCGAUUAAAAAAACCGAAAUUCGAGAAAAGUUAGCGAAACUCUACAAGGUUACGCCAGAUGUAGUGUUUGCCUUUGGGUUUAGGACCAAUUUCGGUGGCGGGAUCUCUACAGGGUUUGCGUUAAUAUAUGACACCUUAGAUUUUGCAAAAAAAUUUGAACCUAAAUAUAGACUGCAACGUCACGGGUUGUACGAAAAGAAACAACAGACCCGUAAGCAACGUAAAGAAAGGAAAAAUAGGAUGAAAAAAGUACGUGGUACAAAGAAGGCUAAAGUAGGAGCUGCGGCGAAAAAGGGUGGAAGGAAGUAGGUUUCUACGAUCUGCAAUAUAUCCGCAUUAGUAAUUCCUGGGACCCUUUGCCUAUGAAGAACUUUUUACAAAUAAUUUUAUGUGUAAGUUUUCUUUGAGAAAUAAAAACAAGUGAAAACCUGUA